AUGGACUCCAUAAGAAGCUCACAAUAUUUUACAAAAGUGACACAUUCAUUAUACAAGAAUAUAAAUUCCAUUUUAAUCAUUCUAAGUAUUGAAGGCAUACAACACAUAUCAGAGUCGGUGUUUGUGGGACUGUGUCGUAAAGUUGGGACCUCAAAAGUGGUGGCCAUGAGAAGAGAUAUAGUGGUUAUCGGUGAGAUGGUUAGAAAUCAAGUGGCAACAAGUGGUUUGUCCAGUGCGAUGGCGAGUGGAAGUUAUGGAGAAGGACUCAGACUGAAAGGAUCAGAUAUAGACUUUAUGUUCUGGCCAAAUAAUCACCGUGUGAUCUGGGAAUUAUCUCAGUCUCAGUAUUACAACACACAUAGACAAACAUUGAUCCUCUGUGACUGUUCUGAUAGUCCACCAGGAUUUACUUUGUUAUAUUUACUGUCACCAUGUACAAGCAGAUUUAUCCAGAGAGCGUGUGUUAGAAUGAGUAACACAUAUUAUAUAUCUAGUUCUAAAUUCAGAGAGAUCCCUUUAUCUGAGUCACUACCUUUUAAUCCCAUUCCACAUGGACCCUGUGUCAGUGGAAGAUAUGGAACACUAGAAUAUGAUUAUGCCCACUGUUUUGUUAGUGACUUUUGGCCUCCCUCUGCCUCCCCAUGGAUAUACAGAUGUCACUCAUGGCCCAAACCUCAUGUUGUUGAUGAUAUAGUGAAAAAUGGAUGUCACUUUGUAGCAAUAGGACAUAAGCUAGGAAAUCACGAAGAUCAUGAAUGGAGAAUUUCAUUCUCCCAAGCAGAACAAAAACUUGUGUAUGUAAUGAAUCACUGUCAAUUCUUAACUUACGGCUUACUUAAAUUGAUAUUAACAGAAAUAAUUAAUAAUGGAGUAGGUGAUAAUGAUAAAUUACUAUGUUCCUAUCACAUGAAGACGGCAGUUUUCUGGGUGAUUCAACAAAAUACAAUACCUCACUGGUGUCCACAAAAUCUCCUGGGGUGUUUCUGGGUCUGUUUUAAACUCAUCCUCAAAUGGGUGCAUGAGGGGGUCUGUCCUAACUUUUUCAUUCCAGGCAACAACAUGUUUCUGAGUAAAAUUCAUGGCAUCAAACAACAACAAUUAUUUAUAAGACUGUCAGGGUUGUAUGAAAAGGGUUUAGCAUUCCUGCUACAUAGUCCCUCCAUUAGAGCUUUUAUUAUAGAUGUUCUCUAUAACCCCAGAAACUUCAUCUGUACAGAUGAUCAUACUCUGAUUUGUGAGGAUGAGUUUGAUAGAAAUGUGUUUGGUGAAAUAAUACAAAAUUCCGUAACACCAGACCAAUGGGACAUACAAAUUUGCAUUAGACAUCUGCAUACAAUAGAACGGAUGGUAGGUUCAACCCUCCUGACACAGUAUCAAGUCCUCAAGCUACAGCACAUGACCGCUAGGGUCCUUCAGUACACUGCUUUUAAGUUAUACAUGGAAACUUACACACCUGACAACAGACUUAGGUACAGAGCUGACAAAAUGUCCUGUCACAUGCUGAAAUUAGCAGCCAAGUUUGGUUGUAUUACAGACAUGCUGUACAUAGCCAUCUAUUAUUUCAAAACACUUAGAUACUCGGAAGCUUUAUCUGUUAUAGAGCUAAUCAAGGUCAAGUUAGCACAACCAUAUGUGAUAUAUAUGGAUAUGGAAAAUGUAGAUAUAGAGAUGUAUAUUGAGGCUGUAGGGGGACAGUCCUGGUCUACAAAGAUGAGACAGGCUGUAGCAUGGGAUAUCAGACUUAACAAUAGAAUCCAUAACAUCACUGAACUGAUUCCUGAACAACAGUCUGCUCUACAGAGACACAUGCGUGUAUUAUUCAUCCCACCCUUGGUACUGUUAUACAUGCUAGAGAUUUUGUGCUACAGACAUGUAGACACAAUACGAGCACAAACAGCUCAAGAUGAUCUACAGACCUUAGUUCACUAUGAUCAGGGACAGUGUAUAAAUUUAUUGUCUAGAGACAUAUCGUGGCAGAUUCUGGGGAUCUGUCAAGAGUUCACAGGGGACUUUCAGGCUGUUCUAUACUCAUACCAACAAUCUCUCAGACAAGAACCCUACAACCACAUACAAACAGCUACAGAAAUGAGAAUACAGAGA
Saccostrea cuccullata (small rock oyster) is the source of this 2100-nucleotide messenger RNA. RefSeq lists its product as uncharacterized. The annotation marks the transcript as partial. The transcript is spliced from 2 exons. Lineage: Eukaryota; Metazoa; Mollusca; Bivalvia; Ostreida; Ostreidae. The record is from RefSeq and is a predicted model, not a curated record.